AUGGAUAACGCAAAUCUUUGGACUCGCCGCUCCAACUCCUCUAAGUUGUCUCUGUCUAUGACGGGAACAGACGGCAAAGACGGUGCCAGAGUCGAACUUCCCCGCACGAAGCGUUUUGGUCCUGAUAGCUCCCAUGGUCGAUCGAAUCCCUUCAACGCUCUAUCUCCGCUCUCGGGCGGUGUGUCCUCCCCGUCAACGAACGCUUCCUCUGCAUUCGGCCUGGGAUCCGGCGCCUUUGCAUCUUUCGGUGCCCCCAAAACCCCCGGCGGCUCCGACCUUAAGACGCCCCUCGAGAAACGAGACAACCCGACAGAACACGACUCGGCGGAGAGCGCGAAGACGAAGGCCGCUAAUACCGCCAUCAAAGAACACCCGCUGAAGUCCACCUGGGUCAUUUGGUACCGUCCACCCACCCCUAAAUACUCCGAUUACGAAAAGUCAACCGUCCCCCUUGCAUCUAUAUCCUCGGUCGAGAGUUUCUGGUCGAUAUAUUCGCACUUGAAGCGGCCUUCUCUUCUACCCACUGUUUCCGACUAUCAUAUCUUUAAGAAGGGUAUUCGCCCUGUUUGGGAAGAUGAUGCCAACAAGAAGGGUGGGAAGUGGGUGGUGAGAUUGAAGAAGGGUGUCGCUGAUCGGUACUGGGAGGAUCUUCUCUUAGCUAUGGUUGGGGACCAGUUCGCGGAGGCUGGUGAUGAAGUUUGCGGUGCUGUCCUCAGUGUACGGAGUGGCGAAGAUGUGUUGAGUGUCUGGACCAGGAUUGACGGUGGGCGCAAUAUCAAGAUCAGGGAGACGAUCAAGCGUCUACUAGGCUUCCCCAUCGACACCAACAUUGUCUGGAAGAGCCAUGACGACAGCAUUGCUCAACGCUCUGCCAUUGACCAAGCUCGUCAGGAGAAGGCCACCGGAAACAACGGUGCAGAUCGACGAAGAGUUACGGCGAAUGAUGACUCUACGGGGGAUAAAGGAAAGGAUGUGGCGUCGUGA
Aspergillus oryzae RIB40 is the source of this 984-nucleotide messenger RNA. RefSeq names its product eukaryotic translation initiation factor 4E. Lineage: Eukaryota; Fungi; Ascomycota; Eurotiomycetes; Eurotiales; Aspergillaceae. Gene Ontology annotation, biological process: translational initiation. The transcript has 4 exons. Gene Ontology annotation, cellular component: eukaryotic translation initiation factor 4F complex; cytoplasm. Bases 1 to 984 code for a protein of 327 amino acids. The record is from RefSeq and is a predicted model, not a curated record. Gene Ontology annotation, molecular function: RNA 7-methylguanosine cap binding; translation initiation factor activity.